AUGUACCAGAGCCUGGCGCUGGCCCCGAGCCCCAGCCAGGCCGCCUACGCGGAUUCGGGGGCCUUUCUGCACACCGCGGGCGCCGGCUCCCCGGUGUUCGUGCCGCCGGCGCGCGUCCCCUCCAUGCUGCCCUACCUGCCGGCGUGUGAGCCGGGCCCGCGGGCUCCCGCGAUCGCCGGGCACCCCGGCUGGGCGCAGGCAGCCGCGGCGGACUCGUCGGCGUUCGGCUCCGGCAGCCCGCACCCGCCGGCCGCCCCGCCGCCCGGGGCCACCGCCUUCCCCUUUGCGCACAGCACCCCGGGACCUGGCGGCGGCGGCGGCGCAGGGGCCCGGGACGGCGGCGCCUUUCCAGGCGCGAUGCUGGCUCGCGAGCAGUACCCGGCCCCGCUCGGGCGGCCCGUGGGCUCCUCGUACCCCGCCGCGUACCCGGCCUACGUGAGCACCGAGGUGGCCCCGCCUUGGACCUCUGGACCCUCGGACGGCAGCGUCCUGCGCAGCCUACAGGGCCGCCCGGCUGGCCUCCCGGGCCACAGAGCCGCUUUCGCGGCCGACCUCCUGGAGGAGUUCCCCGGCGAGGGGCGCGAGUGUGUCAACUGCGGGGCCCUGUCCACGCCGCUGUGGCGCCGGGACGGCACCGGCCACUACCUGUGCAACGCCUGCGGUCUCUACCACAAGAUGAACGGCGUCAACCGGCCCCUCACGCGGCCGCAGAAGCGCCUGUCCUCCUCACGCCGGGCCGGUCUCUGCUGCACCAACUGCCACACCACCAACACCACGCUCUGGCGGCGCAACGUGGACGGCGAACCUGUGUGCAACGCCUGUGGGCUCUACAUGAAGCUGCACGGGGUACCGCGGCCCCUGGCGAUGAAGAAGGAGAGCAUCCAGACACGGAAACGGAAGCCGAAGAACAUCUCCAAGACCAAAGGCUCCUCAGGAUCCGCAGGGAACACCACAGCCUCCCCGCCGGCCUCUGUCCCUGACCUGGAGAUCUCAGCGGCCACUUUGAAACCUGAGCCCAGUCUGGCAUCCCCUUCGUGCCCCGGGCCCACCGUCACCUCCCAGGCCUCCACUCAGGUGGACGACACCCUGACCCCCAGCCACGUGGAGUUCAAAUUCGAGCCCGAGGACUUUGCCUUGCCUUCUGCAGCCCUGGGCCCCCAGGCCGGCCUCGGCGGGACCCUGCGCCAGGAGGCCUGGUGUGCGCUGGCCUUGGCCUAGGUCCCCGGGUCCCCCACCAGGACCCACCUCGCUACUUCUUCGCUCCAGCCCAGCAGAGAGACCGCCAGGCCGGACGC
Physeter macrocephalus (sperm whale) is the source of this 1295-nucleotide messenger RNA. It is a transcript of the gene GATA5, whose product is annotated as GATA binding protein 5. Gene Ontology annotation, biological process: negative regulation of transcription by RNA polymerase II; cardiac muscle tissue development; positive regulation of transcription by RNA polymerase II. Gene Ontology annotation, cellular component: nucleus. The transcript is spliced from 6 exons. The record is from RefSeq and is a predicted model, not a curated record. Gene Ontology annotation, molecular function: DNA-binding transcription factor activity, RNA polymerase II-specific; zinc ion binding; RNA polymerase II cis-regulatory region sequence-specific DNA binding. The coding region runs from base 1 to 1218 and encodes 405 amino acids. Lineage: Eukaryota; Metazoa; Chordata; Mammalia; Artiodactyla; Physeteridae.